AUGCCCUCCUACUUUUAUCAUUUGGCUGUCGAAUUGUUUGCUCAUCCUCAGUCUGGUCUUGGAUUCGCCUCUCAGAGCGUUGACCAUCGACCACCUACGUCUUUGUCAUUUGACUCUGCAUGUGAAGCUCUGCUCCCGUUUCAGAAACAGGCGCGACAGUCGAUAUCAACAAUCUAUAACAGCCACACAUCUCGAACUAUUUCUUCUCGAUCGGCGAGCGCAACAGCGACCCAUCCUACUGUACCCCACCUCUACACGAAAUCACCAACAAGUGCGAGCGAAUUUGAGAACGAUCUGAGACUAGACAAAAUAUCAAUUGAAUGCGUUGAUAUGAUACCCUGGGAACACGAAAGCGCAGCGGCUUGGAAACGGGUUGGCAAGCGAGACGUCAAGGACAACCCGGUCGCAACCGGGAUCGGCACCGAUAUUCUCGGCGGGCUACGCACCAAGGGGAAAUAUAUACCACUUGACCAGCAGACGUCGGAAAGUAUCUGGGGUAUUGUGCACCUUUACCGAGAUGCAGAGGAGACGCCGUUCCUCGUCAGUGAGGAUUACCCUCUGGAGCUGAAAGGGUCGGCGGCGGCGGCCAGACAGCCGUAUGAUCAGCUCGGUGGUCGCCAGGAUGCGCCGGCCAAGGGCCACUCGCCUUCUCUGCGCCAGGAUGAGGAUUGCACGACCCUGUGCAUACUUGCAGUGCCAUCUUACAUGUCGCCUUCGGACUUUCUGGGCUUCGUGGGCGAGACCACAAUGGAUGAAGUGAGCCAUUUCCGAAUGAUCAGGACGGCGAGGGCAAAUCGUUAUAUGGUUUUGAUGAAAUUUCGGAGUGGGAAGAAGGCGAAGGAGUGGCAGAAGGAAUGGAACGGUAAAGUCUUCAAUAGUAUGGAGCCGGAAACGUGCCAUGUCGUCUUCGUGAAGACGGUUGAGAUACAGGCUGUUAAUUCCGACUCUGACGUCUCCACAUCCCAGCAGAGUACUCCUUCUGCUUCGCAUGCUGCGACAAGCCCCCAGCGGACGACCAUGUCUACCUCUGUUCAGCCGAGCUCCAUACCCACUGCCACCCUCUCGAGUAAACCCCUUGCGCCUCCCACACCCGCGCUCAUUGAGUUACCCACCUGCCCUGUGUGCUUGGAACGCAUGGAUGAAACGACGGGGCUGUUGACGAUAUUGUGUCAACAUGUCUUUCAUUGCACCUGUCUGCAGAAAUGGAAAGGAAGCGGAUGCCCGGUGUGUCGAUAUACCCAAGAUGAUUUCCGCAGGGGCAGUCAAGGAGCGGCCUACGGAGAUGAGCCGGCAGAGUGCAGCGUCUGUCGCUCCGAGGUCAACCUUUGGAUCUGCCUCAUUUGUGGAAAUGUCGGCUGCGGCCGCUAUGACGGCGCGCACGCCUUCGCCCACUACAAGGAGACCUCGCAUGCGUUUGCAAUGGAUCUUGCCAGUCAACGUGUGUGGAGCUAUGUAGGAGAUGCGUACGUCCACCGGAUCAUCCAGAGCAAGACAGACGGUAAGCUGGUGGAACUCCCUGCAGCGGACAAUAGCGCGCUUGAUCCUCCCGACUGGAGCGAUGCAGUGCCCCGCGAGAAGCUCGAGAACAUGAGCGUCGAGUACACACACCUCCUCACGAGCCAGCUGGAGAGUCAGCGCGCUUACUUCGAGGAAAUCGUUGAGCGAGCUGCCGACAAGGCAUCGCAGGCUACCGCUGCAGCCUCCAGGGCACAGGAAACCGCCGAGAAGGCGACGGCCAGUCUGCGGGUCCUGCAGGCGCAGUACGAUAAACUGACUGCAGAGACCCUUCCCGGCCUCGAGCGGGACAAGGCUCGAGCGGAGAAACGGGCAGAGAAAUUCGAAGCCAUGACACGCAAAAUGGAGAAGGAAUGGCGAGAGGAAAAGACGAUGAACGAGAGCCUUAUGAAGCGUAUCGAACAUCUAACGGCCGAAGUCACGGAGCUCAAAGCCGCAAACGCAGACUUGACCGAGCAGAAUCGUGACCUCACGUUCUUCAUCAGCGGCUCGGAACGGCUCAAGGAUAAAGGCGAGGACGUGGUGCAGGGGACUGUAAGUGUUCCAGAUCCUCCGGCCAACAAUAAGCGGAAGGGCAGGGGGAAGGGAAAGAAGUAG
This is a messenger RNA of Aspergillus fumigatus Af293, 2112 nucleotides long. RefSeq names its product putative RING and UBP finger domain protein. The record is from RefSeq and is a predicted model, not a curated record. Gene Ontology annotation, biological process: protein ubiquitination; Ras protein signal transduction. NCBI's taxonomy places the organism in Eukaryota, Fungi, Ascomycota, Eurotiomycetes, Eurotiales, Aspergillaceae. Bases 1 to 2112 code for a protein of 703 amino acids. The transcript is spliced from 3 exons. Gene Ontology annotation, cellular component: cytoplasm. Gene Ontology annotation, molecular function: ubiquitin protein ligase activity; zinc ion binding.